Messenger RNA from Abrus precatorius (Indian licorice), 1920 nucleotides. RefSeq names its product transcription initiation factor TFIID subunit 12. Gene Ontology annotation, cellular component: transcription factor TFIID complex; SLIK (SAGA-like) complex; SAGA complex. Gene Ontology annotation, biological process: RNA polymerase II preinitiation complex assembly; DNA-templated transcription initiation. The coding region runs from base 150 to 1733 and encodes 527 amino acids. The transcript is spliced from 9 exons. Gene Ontology annotation, molecular function: DNA binding; protein heterodimerization activity; TBP-class protein binding. The record is from RefSeq and is a predicted model, not a curated record. NCBI's taxonomy places the organism in Eukaryota, Viridiplantae, Streptophyta, Magnoliopsida, Fabales, Fabaceae.
UUCCUCAGGUACCUUAACAUACGCAGAGCCACAGAAGAAAAAACAGUUAUAAUAAUCGACAAAAUAGGCCAUGUACAGUGAGUAGUUACAUUGCUCCGUUUCAAGUUUUCAAUCACAUUAUUCUCACAAGUCACAAGUAGCGCAACUCAAUGGAUCCUCAAACUCCGGCCACCGGCAUCACCGCUCGGAGCGCCGCGGAACCCUCACAACCUCAACCACCACCACAACCUUCACCUUCUCUCCCUCCACCCUCCUCAUCAUCAACCCCUCCCAUCUCAGCCCCAAACCCUAACACUAAUCCUAAUCCUAGCCCUAGCCCGAACCCAAGCCCAAGCCCGAUUCAAAACCCAAGCCCCAAACCCCCCACUCCAACACCUCCCCAACCUCGCCCUCCAGCUUCAUUCAACCGAAAUUUGCCGCCGCCGCAGUCGCAGUCGCAGUCGCAGUCGCAGCCGCAGCCGCAGCCACAUCCACCGCAGUCUCAUUUCCAACACUUCUCGUCGCUCCCACCUUCUUCCGCUCCUCCAUCAUCUUCAGCGCCGAUUCCCGGUGCAGCCGCGGCGCCGAGGGGAGGCAUGGCAAUUGGUGUACCCGCGCACCACCAAAAUCCCUCCCCUCCGUUUUCCUCUUCUUUCGGUCAACAUUUUGGCGGGUUGGGUCGAAGCGGAGUCAACGUAACGGAAUCUACCUCCUCCAAUUCUAGCACUUCCCAGGUGAGAGCACCAAUGCAAGGAAUGGGUAUGCUAGGGUCUCAAAUGCGGCCAAGUGGAAUCCCUGCACAUCAACAGAGACCAGUGGAAUCAUCUCUUAGACCUUCAUCCGCUGCCCAAAAUAAUCAACCUGCUGGUUCACAAGGCUUCCAAGGGCAUGGAGUUAUGAGACCCUCAUCAGUUGGAUCGCCUGCUACUCCAUCUCAGAGUGCAUCACAAAGUAUGCAAUCACUUAAUCAGCCAUGGUUGUCAUCUGGGCCACAAGGGAAGCCUCCUUUGCCUUCCCCGGGUUAUAGGCAGCAGUUGAACCCACAAUCCUUGCAGCAAAGGUCGCAUAUUCCUCCACAGCAGCAAUCUGCACCAACAACUUCACAUCAGCAGCAACCUUUGCCAUCUAAUCAAUCGCAGGAGCAUUUUGGGCAACAGGUUCUGCCAUCCAGGGCUCUGCAUGUGCCUCAUCAGCAACAGCCUACAAGGCUACAAGUGGCCGGAAAUCAGAAACCUUCAACUUUUGUGGCAACACAAUCUAAUGCAGUUCAACUAGGGAUUCAAAAUAGAUUACCAAAUGUAGAUACUGAUGAAUCUUGUAAUAGUAUUCUCAGCAAGAGAAGUAUCCAUGAGCUAGUCAAUCAGGUUGAUCCACUGGAGAAGUUGGAUCCUGAAGUUGCAGACAUUCUUGUGGAUAUUGCAGAAAAUUUUCUAGAGUCUAUAACAAGGUCUGGUUGUUCACUAGCCAAACAUCGGAAAUCAACAACUUUGGAAGCGAAGGACAUACUUCUACAUCUUGAGAAAAAUUGGAAUAUGACACUUCCUGGAUUUGGUGGUGAUGAGAUUAAAAGCUACAGAAGACAUCUUGCAAGCGAUAUUCACAAGGAGCGUCUGGCAGCUAUAAAGAAAUCAAUGGCAGCAACUGAGGCAGCGCAUGCUAAGGGCUUGGCUGGCCAGGCAUCUGGUAGUGCAAAGGGUAGUCAAGCGAAGACACCUUUGAAUGUCAUUGGCUCUCCAAACCCAAAAACCUCAUAGAAUGAAUGCUUUAUUUAUGCUUUACAAAGCAAUGGAGAAACCACUAUGGCAAAGGCUGUUUCUUAGCAUUCCAUUUAGCAGAACACGAGCAAAGAUCUGAAUUUUGAAACCUUGCAAACCAGACAAGGGAAUCUGGAUUCGUAUGAAUCGUCUUACAGAGUUUGUCAAACACCAGAAAACCAAAAAG